AUGGAGGCAGGGCGGAAAGAAGAGAGGUCUCUGCUGGAUCGGACUUUAACCCAUUUGAAAAGGGUGGAGACCAAUGGAAGAGGUGAACGGCUAUGCCCGAGAGAUGCGAAUCCUUCGAAUUCAAUUCACUCCCAGGGUUUUGGAAUCCUUAUAAGAUCACCACAUAAAUGGCAGAGGGUAAGGGGGACAUUCAACCUUUUGUUCGUGACAAUGGAAUUGGAAUGGUCUAGGCUAGGUUUGCAGAAAUAUGCAUAUAUUCAGCAUGAGGCCCUGUCCAAGCGUGAACUCCGUGUUGCUCCAGAGGAACAUCCAAUUCUCCUCAAAGGAACCUCUCUACUCAAAGCAAACCGUGAGAAGAUGACUCGGAUUAUGUUUGAAACCUUCAACUCCACUGCCAUGUGUAGAUGGUGUUGGCCAUACUGUCCCCAUUUAUGA
Fraxinus pennsylvanica is the source of this 435-nucleotide messenger RNA. NCBI's taxonomy places the organism in Eukaryota, Viridiplantae, Streptophyta, Magnoliopsida, Lamiales, Oleaceae. The record is from the annotation of a GenBank genome assembly.